This is a messenger RNA of Pipra filicauda (Wire-tailed manakin), 1271 nucleotides long. Its product is annotated as mitochondrial import inner membrane translocase subunit TIM44. The record is from RefSeq and is a predicted model, not a curated record. NCBI's taxonomy places the organism in Eukaryota, Metazoa, Chordata, Aves, Passeriformes, Pipridae. The annotation marks the transcript as partial. The transcript is spliced from 8 exons. Gene Ontology annotation, cellular component: mitochondrial inner membrane. Gene Ontology annotation, molecular function: protein-folding chaperone binding. Gene Ontology annotation, biological process: protein import into mitochondrial matrix.
GGAGUAGAAACUGUUAAGAAGGAAAUCGAUGAAAGUGUUUUGGGGCAAACUGGGCCCUACAAACGUCCGGAGCGGCUCCGGAAACGAACGGAAUAUUCCGGAGAGAGGAUCAAAGAGGAGAGGAUAUUUGAGGCUAAUGAGGAGGCCAUGGGAAUGGUGCUGCACAAAGACUCCAAGUGGUACCAGCAGUGGAAAGAUUUCAAGGACAACAACGUGGUUUUCAACAGGUUCUUUGAGAUGAAGAUGAAGUACGACGAGAGCGACAACGCCUUCAUCCGAGCGUCCCGCGCCGUCACCGACAAAGUCACCGACUUGAUAGGUGGAUUGUUCUCCAAGACGGAGAUGUCGGAGGUGUUGACGGAGAUCCUCCGAGUGGAUCCCUCCUUUGACAAGGAUCGUUUCCUGAAGCAGUGUGAGCGGGACAUCAUCCCCAACGUCCUGGAGGCUCUGAUAUCCGGGGAGCUCGAGAUCCUCAAGGAUUGGUGCUACGAGGCCACUUACAGCCAGCUGGCUCAUCCCAUCCAGCAAGCCAAAGCCUUGGGGCUCCAGUUCCAUUCCAGGAUCCUGGACAUCGACAACAUCGACUUGGCCAUGGGGAAGAUGAUGGAGCAGGGACCAGUUUUGAUCAUCACCUUCCAGGCUCAGGUCGUGAUGGUGAUAAAGAACCACAAAGGAGAGGUGGUGGAAGGAAAUCCGGACAAGGUGCUGAGGAUGCUCUACGUGUGGGCCCUGUGCCGGGACCAGGACGAGCUCAAUCCCUACGCGGCCUGGAGGCUCCUGGACAUCUCCUCGUCCAGCACCGAGCAGGUCCUCUGAGGAAUCCAUGCAUCCAGGGCCUUCCUGACCCUCUGGAGCUCGGAACUCGCCCCAGCCUCCUGGACUGUGGGGGGAAAAAGCCAGGCUGGGGGCUCUUGGGGGGGCUCUUUUUUGGGAGAGCGGGUGAUCCCGGUGAUCCCAAAUCCCCGGAGGAACCGGGCGGGUGUGCCCUCCCUGCCCCGUGCUUUGCUGUGUCCAAGGGUUUGUAGAGCUCCACCUCAGAGACACGGCCUGGUCCUUCUUUCGUCGUGCCUGGAGCGUUUCCCAGGAUUCCAGCGAGGUGGGAAUCGGGAGGGGGCCGUUCCGGGUCUAAUUCCCAUCUCCGGCGGCCUCGGAGCAGCCCUGGAAAAGCCUUUUUUCCACUCUGAGCUGCCACAUGUCCUGUCCAAGCUCCACCACCAGGCCUUGUGUCCCUGCCUCGCACUUUACCAGCCAAAUACAAGCAGGACUUUGCA